Candida dubliniensis CD36 is the source of this 1698-nucleotide messenger RNA. RefSeq names its product Sng3p (gene SNG3). The transcript has a single exon. NCBI's taxonomy places the organism in Eukaryota, Fungi, Ascomycota, Pichiomycetes, Serinales, Debaryomycetaceae. Gene Ontology annotation, cellular component: membrane. The record is from RefSeq and is a predicted model, not a curated record. The coding region runs from base 1 to 1698 and encodes 565 amino acids.
AUGAUACGAAGAUUAUCAAACUCAGCAUCAAGUUUUUUCAAUUCAAGUAAUAGAACAGAAGAAAGUUUGGUAGAAGGAAUAGAAGACGAUAUAUUAGACAUAGGAAAUUCAAAUUAUGUUGAAGAAAUGUUUGGAGCCAAACAAUUAAGCCAUGCCAUGACCUCAAAAACUAGUGAUGAAGAAGAACAAACCCCGCAGCUUUAUACAGGACAACAAGAAAGUUCUAAUGGGACCCACGAAUCAAAAGUAGACUUGACUGGUGAUAGUACCACUCCAACUCCUACCCAACAACAAGCUGUUCAAAGAAGGAAAAGUUCAAUUGCAAGUGUUUUCACCAAUAAGAAAUAUAGUUUCUGGGAUAAAGAGUUCAAAUCAGAAAGAAUUAAGAUUGGGUUGCAAGUUUUGGAGAAUUAUGUAUAUUUAGUGCUUGGGUUUGCUGCUGUGUUAUGUAUUUAUACCGGAUCUUAUUAUAAUAGAAAUUCUCGAUUUAAAAAUUUGAAAAUGGCAAUCAUGAUUGGUGAUAGAAAUUCCACUCAAUUGCCUAACAUUGUGGGACAAACGAUCGAAGGUUAUUUCACCAAAGUUCCAGCACUUCAAGCAUUAGGGAAUUUUGAUAUAUGGGAUUAUGAUAGAUUGUCCAAUUUAGCUACAUCUCAUAACAACACAUUGACUGAAGAAGUGUAUCGACAAAUUCAUCACCAAAAAUAUUGGGCGGCUUUUUAUGUCUAUGAAAAUGCCACAUUAAAUUGGUAUCAAGCAUUAGCCAGUGGUUCAAGAACUUUUAAUCCUACAAAUUCGUUGAUGGAAGUUGUAUACGAAACAGGAAGAGAUUAUAAUGCUGUCAACAAUUAUAUUGUCACCAUUGUUGGACAAAUCUUACGUGGAUAUUAUAAGUUUGCUCCUCAAAGUGGAUUAGUUGCCAAUAUGUUGAAAACGUUGAAUUCAACUCAAGCAAAUAACGUCAUCAAUAAUGCGCCUCAAUUGAUUUCUACCAUUCCUACAUUUGCCAUCCAGGAUUUACAUCCAGUUCCUAAUCCAGUAUUUUCUGCUACUAUGCAAUUGGCUGGUGUCUAUCUUAUUGUGCUCACCUUUUUCGCAUUUGUAUUUUCUAUUCAAAUACAAAUGUAUAUUGCAUCUAAAGUCAAGGGCAUUAAAUAUGUGAUAUUUAGAAUGAUAUCUAAUCAGGUUGCCUAUUUUAUUAUUUCGUUAGCAUUUGUUGUUUUGAACACGGCAUUUGGGUUGCCAUUCAAUGAAACUUUUGGUCAUUCGGGGUUUUUAGUAAUUUGGGUUUUUUCAUACUUGUUAAUGUCAGCUAUUGGGAGUGUUAUUGAAUUUUUUGUAUUGAUUGUUUUCGCUUUGAAACCACCCAUGAUUGGAUUUGUUUUGUUAUUCACGGUGGUUUUCAAUCUUGCACCCACAAUUUCACCUAUUGCUUUAUGUCCUAAUUUCUAUCGUUAUGGUUAUGCUAUGCCGUUGAAAAAUUUUUAUGAUCUUUUACAAGUGGCUUAUUUUAAUGCCUGGAAAGGUCAUAUGGGAAGAAAUAUUGGUGUUUUGUUUGCUUGGAUGGUUGUGAGUAAUGCCGCUUUGCCAUUUGUGAUGAAAUGGUUAGCAGACAAGAAGGCCAAAGAAGCAGAACAACAAGCUAAGUUGGAAGAAUCACAGGAUAAUAAAGCUAAUCUAGUAACAGAAAAGAAAUAG